Acipenser ruthenus (sterlet) is the source of this 2535-nucleotide messenger RNA. Its product is annotated as tubulin alpha chain-like. Gene Ontology annotation, molecular function: structural constituent of cytoskeleton; GTP binding. Gene Ontology annotation, cellular component: cytoplasm; microtubule. Lineage: Eukaryota; Metazoa; Chordata; Actinopteri; Acipenseriformes; Acipenseridae. The record is from RefSeq and is a predicted model, not a curated record. The coding region runs from base 158 to 1507 and encodes 449 amino acids. The transcript is spliced from 4 exons. Gene Ontology annotation, biological process: mitotic cell cycle; microtubule cytoskeleton organization.
AUAUAUAACCUUGCAGUCGGCUAACUUGCACGAGUCACUCACAGGGACCACUUUGCAGGUUUAUAGUGAGAAGAGAUCAUCGCAGUUGAGAAGUAGCAAUCUUGAGUUACGAUAUUAUUAAUUCCUUUUAUAAAUCCCAGAAUACCACAGCAACAAUAUGCGUGAAUGUAUCUCCAUACAUGUUGGCCAAGCCGGAGUCCAGAUGGGCAAUGCCUGCUGGGAGCUCUACUGCCUGGAGCACGGUAUCCAGCCUGAUGGCCAGAUGAAUGGCGAAAACGCUGUUGGAUCAACUGAUGAUUCCUUUACCACCUUCUUCAGUAACACUGGAGCUGGGAAACAUGUGCCCAGGGCAAUCUUUGUGGACCUGGAGCCCACUGUGAUCGAUGAGGUUCGCACUGGUACCUACCGUCAGCUGUUCCACCCUGAGCAGCUUAUCACUGGCAAGGAGGACGCUGCUAACAACUACGCCCGCGGGCACUACACCAUCGGCAAGGAGAUCAUCGACUCUGUUUUGGACAGGAUCCGUAAACUGGCUGAUCAGUGCACAGGUCUGCAGGGUUUCCUGGUUUUCCACAGUUUCGGUGGUGGAACUGGUUCUGGUUUCACCUCCCUGUUGAUGGAACGCCUCUCUGUUGACUUUGGUAAGAAGUCCAAACUGGAGUUUGCUGUCUACCCAGCUCCCCAGAUCUCCACAGCUGUUGUUGAGCCCUACAACUCAAUCCUGACCACCCACACCACCCUGGAGCACUCCGACUGUGCCUUCAUGGUAGAUAAUGAGGCUAUCUAUGAUAUCUGCCGCAGGAACCUGGACAUCGAGCGCCCGUCCUACACCAACCUGAAUCGUCUCAUCAGCCAGAUUGUCUCCUCCAUCACCGCCUCCCUGCGAUUUGAUGGUGCCCUGAAUGUUGACCUGACAGAGUUCCAGACCAACCUAGUGCCCUACCCCCGUAUCCACUUCCCACUGGCCACCUACGCCCCAGUUAUCUCCGCUGAGAAGGCCUACCAUGAGCAGCUGUCGGUUGCUGAGAUCACCAACGCCUGCUUUGAGCCGGCCAACCAGAUGGUGAAAUGUGACCCCCGUCACGGCAAGUACAUGGCCUGCUGCCUGCUGUACCGUGGAGACGUGGUGCCCAAAGAUGUCAAUGUAGCUAUUGCUGCCAUCAAGACCAAGAGAAGCAUCCAGUUUGUGGACUGGUGCCCCACUGGUUUCAAGGUGGGAAUCAACUACCAGCCUCCCACUGUGGUGCCCGGAGGUGACCUGGCCAAGGUUCAGAGGGCCGUGUGCAUGCUGAGCAACACCACUGCCAUCGCUGAGGCCUGGGCCCGCCUGGACCACAAGUUCGACCUGAUGUACGCCAAGCGUGCCUUCGUCCACUGGUACGUGGGGGAGGGUAUGGAGGAAGGAGAGUUCUCUGAGGCCCGAGAGGACAUGGCUGCCCUGGAGAAGGACUACGAAGAGGUUGGCAUUGACUCCUUUGAGGAAGAGGAGGAAGGAGAAGAGUACUAAAAAAAGACCCCUGGGCUCAGGCAUGGAAGGAGGGUUGCUAGAUUUGCCAAAUACCUGAAGUCCACAGGAAGCAUCCCACCCCCAAUUCAUGGUCACUACUUCUAAUCUGUUCUAUGUUCUGAACAAACUUUCACAAUAAAACAAUUUGGUUCUGAUAAACAACCACUGCCAGUUUUUAUAAAGCACAUGCCCUUAUAAGCAAUGAGAGAGCUCUGUAUAUAGGAUCUUGUGUAUUGGCUGACUGGAAUAGCAUUUACAUUUCAGAUGGUGUAAACAUAUGUCAACUAUGUGAUAAUGUAGAAUAACCAGACCACAUCUAUUAUACAGCAUAUCUGUUGGUUAUAAACCUGUAUGUAAUAAUGGUAUAUGGAUGGUUAAUUGAUAUAAAUGCUAAUGUUAAUGCCGCAUGGAUAUCUAGUAACUAACUAUUAGAAUACUCAAAUCAAGUUAUUUAAUGCCAAGUGCUUGGUUGCCCAGAAAAGUUUGAUUUAUGAUACUGUCUGUAUGCUUGUAUAAUGUAUUACUGCCGUUGUAAGCAAUAUAGGUGAGUUUUUAUUUUUAUUUUCUUGGUCUCGGCCAAUGGCAAUCCCAGAUUUUUUAUUUUUUACUUGAACACGCAUUUUGGUUCAGAAAGUCAUAAGAAUGCAGAAUUGUUUAAAAAAAAAUAAAGGGAUUAUUUUUUACUUUUUUGGCCUUUACGUUUUUUUACUAAUUUCUCCCCCUACUGCUUUCCAAAGGGCAAUGCAAUGAAAAAAAGGCAAUACACCAGGUUAAUGUUCAUUAUUAUUUAGUGACCUUCCUUUUGCUAUCUCCGUUUGCCAUGAGUCGCACAUGUUAACAUGCAGGAAACCUGUGGGGUGCUGAACCCUUACUUGGGAGUUUAUUUAUAUUUUGGUGGGGCUUUUGAAAAAGCUGUUUUCAUUGUUAAGUGCAAUAUUUUAUUUUGGUAAAAUGUUCGUGCAUACAGAAACCAUGUGACUGUUUUAAAAGCCCUUAUUUUUGUAAAUAAACAUGUUUAACCCAAAUGA